This is a messenger RNA of Periconia digitata, 825 nucleotides long. Lineage: Eukaryota; Fungi; Ascomycota; Dothideomycetes; Pleosporales; Periconiaceae. The record is from the annotation of a GenBank genome assembly.
AUGACCUCGAACUACGAUAAUGAGAAACAAGACACUGCCCAUAUCGAGAAUGUGGAUCAAUCGCCAACUGACGCCUCUCUCACUCUCGGAAAAGAGCAAACCUUGGACAGCAUUGAUCUUCUGAACAGCAAUGCCAUUAAAGGAGAUGACUCGGAUGGGAAGGUGAUCUGGAGCAUCCGCAGUGUUCUUGCUGCCAUUUUUCUUGCCGGUCUAUACACCGGCUCCCAAAUUAUACUCUAUUUCACAGGUGGAUCGCUCAGCUUCAUUGAAGAGGACCUUCAGUUGGCUCACGGCUCGGCUUGGUUGCCAACCGCCAACAUUCUUGCCAUCGCUGCAGCUUGCCCUUAUGCCGGAUAUCUUCAAGAUCUGUUUGGGAAAAGAUACAUCGCUUUGUUUGGUUCGCUCUGCAUCUGUCUUGGAUGUACUCUCUUGGGAUCUGCCCAUAACUUCGCACAAGCCCUUGCUGGAAUGGCUCUAUCAGGUGUCGGUGCGGCGAUAGGUGAGCUGACAGGGCUCGCUGGGCUCGCUGAAGUUGUACCGGUCAAGUACCGGGGGUAUUCUCUGGCGCUGGUAACCGCCUUCGUCCUCCCUUUCUGCCCGUACCUUUUGUACGUCGAGCUAUGGUCGUAUGGAAACAACGUAGGGUGGAGAUGGGGUCCGUGGACUUCGUUAAUCUACAAUGGAAUCAUUGGGCUCGGCCUUCUCUUCACUUACUUCCCUCAAUACAACCACACCCGCGCCGAGGGAUUCUCGCGCAGAGCUAUCUUGAAGAAGAUCGAUUACGUCGGAGGCAUAUUGUCCAUCACUGGACUAACGCUCUUGUAA